UGAAGGGCGACUUCCUUUAACAUUACCCAGCAUGCCCCUUGCUCUCUCUCUUCUUCCGUGCCUUCUGUAGAGAGGGCACGUAAUCUGACGGUAAGCACGAUGGCAGCCCUACGACCUUUAGUGAAGCCGAAAAUUGUAAAGAAGCGAACCAAGAAGUUCAUCCGCCAUCAGUCAGACCGUUAUGUCAAGAUCAAGAAAAACUGGCGCAAACCCAGAGGUAUUGACAACAGGGUUCGUAGGCGAUUCAAGGGCCAGAUCCUGAUGCCAAAUAUUGGUUAUGGAAGCAACAAAAAGACAAAACACAUGCUGCCAUCUGGGUUUAGGAAGUUUCUGGUCCACAAUGUCAAGGAGUUGGAAGUACUCAUGAUGAGCAACAAGACUCACUGUGCAGAGAUUGCCCACAACGUUUCCUCAAAGAACAGGAAGAUCAUCGUGGAGAGAGCGGCGCAGCUUGCCAUCAAGGUCACCAAUCCUAACGCCAGACUACGCAGCGAAGAGAACGAGUAAAUUGGGACAUUAUGCACUAUCAACAGUGUCGUUUAAAUAAAAAAAUAAAACUUUGA
Messenger RNA from Lepisosteus oculatus (spotted gar), 563 nucleotides. RefSeq names its product ribosomal protein L32 (gene rpl32). Gene Ontology annotation, molecular function: structural constituent of ribosome. Gene Ontology annotation, biological process: translation. Gene Ontology annotation, cellular component: ribosome; cytosolic large ribosomal subunit. The record is from RefSeq and is a predicted model, not a curated record. NCBI's taxonomy places the organism in Eukaryota, Metazoa, Chordata, Actinopteri, Semionotiformes, Lepisosteidae.